Messenger RNA from Lindgomyces ingoldianus, 1842 nucleotides. RefSeq names its product general substrate transporter. The record is from RefSeq and is a predicted model, not a curated record. Lineage: Eukaryota; Fungi; Ascomycota; Dothideomycetes; Pleosporales; Lindgomycetaceae. The transcript is spliced from 5 exons. Gene Ontology annotation, molecular function: carbohydrate:proton symporter activity. Gene Ontology annotation, cellular component: membrane. Gene Ontology annotation, biological process: transmembrane transport; carbohydrate transport. The coding region runs from base 58 to 1680 and encodes 540 amino acids.
UUCAGUGACACCCCUUCAUCAACUCUUUGUUACUGAAUCGAACCUCAACCACCCAACAUGGGUAUGAAGCUCAAGAAGCCUGAGGGUGCCGCCGGUUCGGCCGUGCCCGCCAUCAUGAUCGGCUUGUUCGUCGCUUUUGGUGGCGUUUUGUUUGGAUAUGACACUGGGACUAUCGGCGGUAUCCUAGGCAUGCACUAUUGGAGGAAAGAGUUCUCGACGGGUUUUACUAAUAAGAAGGAUGGUCUCCCCGACAUCACUGCCAGCCAGUCUUCAGAAAUAGUGUCUAUCCUCUCUGCUGGUACAUUUUUCGGAGCUCUCACUGCUGCCCCCACUGCUGAUAUGAUUGGACGACGCCUUGGCUUGAUUGCUUCGACUGCUGUCUUUACUUUUGGCGUCAUUCUCCAAACCGCCGCUACUGCUAUCCCUAUGUUUGUCGCUGGCCGAUUCUUCGCAGGAUACGGUGUGGGCAUGAUUAGCGCGAUGAUUCCACUUUAUCAAUCUGAGACAAGCCCGAAGUGGAUCCGUGGCACCGUCGUCGGAGCCUACCAGUUGGCAAUCACUAUCGGCCUUCUCCUUGCGGCCAUCGUUGAUAACUCGACAAAAAAUCGAAAUGACACGGGCUCCUAUCGAAUUCCUAUCGCAGUGCAAUUCGCAUGGGCGAUCAUUUUGUUCGUUGGGUGCGCCUUCCUCCCCGAAACGCCUCGCUAUCACAUCAAGAAAGGCAGGCCUGAGAAGGCGGCGAAAUCCCUCUCCAAGCUGAGGAGACUUGACGUUGACCACCCAGCUCUCCUAGAAGAACUUGGCGAGAUCACCGCUAACCACGAGUACGAGCUAUCGUUGGGCAGGGCAACUUAUAUCGAUUGCUUCAAGGGAACUCUUGGAUUUCGCCUUCUCACUGGGUGUCUCCUCCAAUCCCUUCAGCAGCUCACUGGUGUCAAUUUCAUCUUCUACUAUGGCACUUCGUUCUUUCAGAAUUCGGGAAUCAAGAACCCCUUUAUUGUGACUAUGAUUACAUCCGCGAUCAACGUUGCUUCAACCUUCCCUGGUCUAUACCUCGUUGAAACCUGGGGUCGCCGUAACCUUCUCCUCUUCGGCGCUGUCGGUAUGGCUGUGUGCCAAUUCAUCGUCGCUAUCACUGGUACUGUCGCCGGAGUCGAAAACAUGUCAGCUCAGCGAGCGUUGAUUGCAUUUGUCUGCAUCUACAUUUUUUUCUUUGCAUGCUCCUGGGGACCUGUGGCAUGGGUAGUAACUGGAGAGCUCUUCCCUCUUAAAGUUCGAGCCAAGUCUCUAUCUAUGACCACCGCCUCUAAUUGGCUUCUAAACUGGGCUAUCGGAUACGCAACGCCCUAUCUCGUCAAUAACGAACCUGGUGAUGCCAAUCUCGGUUCCAAAGUCUUUUUUAUCUGGGGCGGCUGCUGCUUCAUCUGCAUCUUCUUCGUCUGGGGCAUGAUCUAUGAGACUAAAGGCCUCUCUCUCGAGCAAGUCGACGAGCUAUAUGCUAAAGUCAAUCGGGCCUGGAAGUCGCCUGGUUUCGUGCCAACAGUCUCUUUCCAAGACGUCCAGGAUGCACAUGCCGAUACUCGGCGUAUGAGCUUGGUUGAAGUGGAGAAUGAGGCUAUUCGCAAGAAGAGCGUUGUGUACAAUGAGGGUCAGGGUCCUUUGGGUGAGAAGGAGUACUAGUCUGUCGGCUCGUGGUGGCAUUUGAUGCUGCUUCAAUCGCUCCUGGCAUAGGAGAUGAUUGGGAAAGGAUUGUUCUGCUCCUUUCUCCGAAGAGGGGGAGCUGUAACUACGUCUGCGGGUUUGGAAUAUCCGGACUCAGUUGUAGACCAAGACAUCACUUUG